Molecule: messenger RNA, 1985 nt
Organism: Scophthalmus maximus (turbot)
Lineage: Eukaryota; Metazoa; Chordata; Actinopteri; Pleuronectiformes; Scophthalmidae
Product: protein NipSnap homolog 2
Exons: 10
Coding region: 107-982 (291 amino acids)
Cellular component (GO): mitochondrion
Source: RefSeq, a predicted model, not a curated record
CAACUGUGUCCUGGUCAUCGGGUGUGAGCGCUGCGGUGCCGCAGCACCACCUGGUGGUCAGGCCUGGGAACUGCCUCCGGCCCUGUGUACACGGGCACGGUUGAAGAUGGCGACCGGACUCCUUCAGAGAGUCAGCGCGGGCUUGACUCGGGCCGGAGGCAGAGGCCGCCCGGCCGGACAGCUCGUCCUCUGGAGCAGGUGGGGCGGUCAUCGGGGGUUUGCGGCGUCCGGCAGCAGGAACAGAGGCGACAGCUGGUUCAAGUCGCUGUUCGUGAGGAAAGUCGAUCCGAGGAAGGACGCACACGCCAACCUCCUGACCAAGAACGAGGAGAGCAACCUCUACAAGAUCCAGUUCCAUAAUGUGAAGCCAGAGUGCCUGGAUGCGUACAACAAACUGUGUGAGGAGGUUCUGCCCUCCAUACAUGCUGAUAAGUACUACCCCUGUGAGCUGGUGGGAACCUGGAAUACCUGGUAUGGAGAACAGGACCAGGCGGUUCAUCUGUGGCGUUACAGAGGUGGAUACCCGGCGCUGACAGAGGUGAUGAACAAGCUCCGACAGAACAAGGAGUUCACAGCGUACAGGAAGGAACGGGGCAAGAUGUUGUUGUCUCGCAGGAACCAGCUUCUCUUGGAGUUCAGCUUCUGGAAAGAGCCUGUGCUCCUAGAGGGCCCCAACAUCUACGAGCUCAGGUCCUACCAGCUCAGGCCAGGAACCAUGAUCGAGUGGGGUAAUUACUGGGCCAGGGCCAUUGGAUACCGCCAGCACAACAGAGAAGCUGUGGGAGGGUUUUUCUCACAGAUCGGCAACCUCUACAUGGUUCAUCACCUCUGGGCUUACAAAGACCUUCAGUCCAGAGAAGACACGAGGAACGCUGCCUGGCAGCAGGAGGGCUGGCACGAGGUGGUGUAUUACACAGUUCCGCUCAUUCAGCAUAUGGAUUCCAGGAUUAUGAUCCCGACCAAGGCUUCACCGCUGCAGUGAAAUGAGAAGCGAGCUGGAAGCUGAAAUCCAGUGGCACUGUUUCGAAUGUUAGCAUCCAUCCAGAGCAUUACUACAAUGGUUUCAGAAAACGUCCCUUCUCUUUUCUUGUCUCUACUUCAAGAUGUCACAAGGUCAGAGGAGGCAACAAGGCCUUCCCUGUACGUGGAAUGAAAAUAGUCCCAAGUUAUUUAACAGCAUGUGACAAUGCAGUUUUUUUUAACUUCUUUUGGUUCUGGAAUGAGAAUGAGUAACAUUGCCUAAUUCUAACCACCUGAUGGUUAGUUAUGUCCAACUUCUCGUGCCACAUUAAAGCUGAGAGCUCCUCUCGAAGUCAACCAAAGUUACUUGAAGACGAGCAGCUGUAUGGUGUGUGAGAACAGGUCUCGUGCUGAAGCUCACUGCACAAUGCAGUGGUCGUUUAUUUAUUUAAUGUAAAAUUGGAAUACUUAUUAUGUACUAGAAUACUAUUUAAGUGUGCUGAAGAAAUGGCACUUAGUUGUGACCUAUGCCCGCGUCGAGUGAAGUCAGAGAAAGCCUCAGUAUAUUCAUGGAUACUAUUUCUGUUGCGAUUCAUGAUGAAGAUGAUCAAGUAUGAGGAACAAAAUGUAAACAUUAGAAGGUUAUAAUUGAGGUCUGUUAUACAUCAAACAUGUUCUGGGGCCAAACACUCCUUUCAGUUGCUUUCUUUGGAUGUUCCUAUGUUCCCUGUCAUGGUAAUGUUGUCGUUCAUGGUGCUGUGUUUGUCACUAUGGCUCCUACCACAGCAUGCCGGGUUUUAAAAACAGUUUGAAUCUUAACAUGUUUUCAUGAGACAUAAUUAUCCUGUAUAAUAAAUUCUAUCAUUGGCUGAGGGGCCAGCAAAUGUCACUGCAUACUGUAAUAUCAAAGAUUUUAUUGUGAAAAGAAGCGUGUUUUAUCUUGUGUGUUUGUUCAUCGGUUCAUUGGGAACAGUGUAGAGGGAAGGACGGCAAAGGCAACACAGAUUAAAUGAUUACUAACAACA